AUGGGAGCCAUUCGAAAAUUUCCACGCACCCGGCAGAUGCCAGACUUCCGACGUCGAUUGCAGCGCGCACUGUCCUUGUCAUCCUCGGAGUCCGAAUACAGCCGAAGCCCAUCUCAAUCUCUGUCUGGAGACACCACCGAGGAAGACCCAUCGACCCCCUCGAACAAAAACGACAAAGCUGUUCCGCAACCGGGCGAUCCUCCCAAUACCCACGAUCACGGGGCGCUACCGAGUCCUCAAUACGGCGGACACUUAUCUCAGCCCAGAGAUAGCAACGUACUUACUCUCACAUGCCUCGCAGAACUAGACGUGCGGGUGAAAUCCCUAGAAUGUAAAUUGACGGACCAAAAUAAGUGUAUCGAGGAUCUCCGCAAGGACCUGACAGACCUUCUCCACCGGCUGGAGGCUGUCGAGGCGGAAUCAGAGGAGCGGAUGAAGAGCGAUAUGACUGAGACGCCAGAUGGACCGGAGCAGAAGACGGUGCGGACCCGGCGGUCGCAGCGGGGAUAA
Molecule: messenger RNA, 510 nt
Organism: Penicillium manginii
Lineage: Eukaryota; Fungi; Ascomycota; Eurotiomycetes; Eurotiales; Aspergillaceae
Exons: 3
Coding region: 1-510 (169 amino acids)
Source: RefSeq, a predicted model, not a curated record